AGUUGUAGUCCAAUCUUCGGAGCGCGACGUCAUCACCGCUCUUCUUUUCCGCUUCCUGCUCGCCCCGCAUGAGCGCGCAGAAUGGGCGUCGCCGGCAAGGCACCCGCCAACGUGGGACUACAUUUCCCAGUGGACCGUGGGCCCCAUGUCCCAGCCCCAGGUGAUGCCAUGGAGAGCAGGAAGCCAGGGCCGGUGCAGGUUGUAUUGGUGCAGAGAGACCAGCAUUCCUUCGAGCUAGAAGAGAAAGCCCUGGCCAGCGUCCUCCUGCAGGACCACGUCCGAGACCUCGAUGUGGUGGUGGUGUCCGUGGCCGGCGCCUUCCGCAAGGGCAAGUCCUUCUUCCUGGACUUCAUGUUGCGCUACCUAUACUCCCAGAAGGAAGGCGGCCGUUCCGGCUGGCUGGGCGAGCCAGACGAGCCCUUAACUGGAUUUUCGUGGCGCGGGGGGUCUGACCCAGAGACCACCGGGAUUCAGAUCUGGAGCGAAGUGUUCAUUGUGGAGAAGCCAGGUGGGAAGAAGGUCGCAGUUGUGCUGAUGGAUACUCAAGGAGCAUUUGACAGCCAGUCCACCGUGAAAGAUUGUGCCACCAUCUUCGCUCUUAGCACCAUGACUAGUUCCGUUCAGAUAUAUAAUCUAUCUCAGAACAUUCAGGAAGAUGAUCUCCAACAGUUGCAGCUCUUCACAGAAUAUGGGCGUCUGGCCAUGGAUGAAAUCUUCCAAAAACCCUUCCAGACACUGAUGUUUUUGGUUCGAGACUGGAGUUUCCCUUACGAAUACAGCUAUGGACUACAGGGAGGAAUGUCAUUUUUGGAUAAACGUCUACAGGUGAAAGAACACCAGCACGAGGAAAUUCAGAGCGUCCGGAAUCACAUCCACUCGUGUUUCGCCAAUGUCACCUGUUUCCUCCUUCCACAUCCGGGACUCCAGGUGGCCACAAGUCCUGACUUCGACGGGAAAUUGAAAGACGUCGCCAGCGAAUUCAAAGAGCAGCUGCAGACGCUGGUCCCGUUUGUGCUGAACCCCUCUAACCUGAUGGAGAAGGAGAUCAAUGGCUCCAAAGUCACCUGCCGGGGGCUGCUGGAGUAUUUUAAGGCGUACAUUAAAAUCUACCAAGGGGAAGACCUGCCUCACCCCAAGUCCAUGCUUCAGGCUACCGCGGAAGCCAACAACUUGGCUGCUGCAGCCUCUGCCAAGGACGUGUAUUACAGACACAUGGAGGAGGUCUGUGGGGGAGAGAAGCCUUACCUGUCGCCCGACAUCCUGGAGGAGAAGCACGACACAUUCAAACAGCUCGCCCUGGAGCAUUUUAAAAAGACCAAGAAGAUGGGCGGGAAGGAGUUCAGCCUCCGCUACCAGGAGGAGCUGGAGGAGGAGAUCAAGGAGCUCUACGAGAACUUCUGCAAGCACAACAGCAGCAAGAACGUCUUCAGCACCUUCCGCACGCCCGCUGUCAUCUUCACGGCCAUCGUGGCUCUGUACGUGGCGUCGGGCCUCACGGGCUUCGUGGGCCUGGAGGUGGUGGCCCAGCUGUUCAACUGCAUGGUGGGGCUGCUGCUGAUAGCGCUGCUCACCUGGGGCUACAUCCGCUACUCGGGGCAGUACCGCGAGCUGGGCGGUGCCAUCGACUCCGGAGCAGCCUUCGUGCUGGACCAGGCGACUUCUCAUCUUGGCAACUCCACUCAGGCUGCCGUGAGGGACGCGUUUGUGGGGAGCCCGUCUGCGAAUAAAAAAGCAGAGUAGUCUGUGAACCAGGCGCCCGGCACGAAUCCGCCCAGCCCCCAGCCGAGGGCUGGGUCUCCACCACGCCCCACGGGGUGAGCCAAGCAACACGGGAGCUGGGCCAGGAGCAAGAACACAGCACGAAUAAAAGAGCCGACCCCUCUCCCCGUGGCUUCCAGUUCUCACCUGCCCUUGCUUCCAAGUCUGUCGGAAGCCCUUCUUUUCUUUGCUGAUCCAGAUCCACGCCUACGUCUGUUGUCUUACUACUCAUUACUCUGCUUUGUGCACUUUAUUGGGGGGGAAGCUAAAGAAAACAGUAGCCCUUGACGUGCCACUUAGUGCCUUUCUGGAUUGGACCCGGGCUUCUGCAGACACACGGGAAGGCAGGACGUGGGAAUAAGUUCACAGAAGGUGUCCUUUUGGGCGAGGGAGGGGGUAGAGGCCGGCAGUUCCCCUCCUACCCUGACUCUUGGGAGGAGGGAUUCUUCCCCCCCCCCCCACAAUGUUUACAGAACUUGCAAGAGCUUCAGAAUUCAAAGACUGAACAACAAUGUCAUUACACUAUCUACAGUUCCUACUAUGUCUUGCUUGCCUCCCAGCCUGGGGGAAGAAAAAAAAAAUCACAUCACAUUAAAAUCCAACCUAGCCCGAAACGUAAGGUCUUCCACCUCUCAGCCGCCGGUUUUAUGGCAACCAGCUUUUAUUUUUCUUGUGCUCCUUUUAAAAUUUCUACGGCUUCUUUCACGAAAGGAGGCAGAUAGGCCUUGAAAUGCCAGAGUGACUUCUAAUGAAAGGAACCAGCAAAAAGCUUGAGCUUAAAUGAACCAUGCGGCCUCUUAUGUUACUUGGCCUUGUGCUGUGGUCGGCUUCACUGUAGGUAUAUCAUACAUAUUUGUAUUACACACACCUUGCACAUAAUUGUCAUUUGAGAGAGUUUGCUUCUGGGGGCUCGCAUACAGAUAAGAGGCAAAACUACCCAAUUAUCACUGCCUCUACAUGUCCUGUUUCGUGUUGCUUAGCUGUAAAUCAGGUCUUUAUCCAAAAACAUCUGCUCUCUUCUUUGCACUAAUAUAUAUUUUAGACAAUGAGGCUAAUUAAAACUCACUUUUUUUUUAAGCGAAUCUAUUAUGAUAACUUUACUUGACUAGUCUAGUCACUUUCAAUAGCUUUGACUUAGGACCAAAGCCCUAUCCAAAUAUGGAUGACGUCUAAGAAUCCUUUUUAAUUCACCUUGAAGGUGUGAUUUUUUUUUUUUUAAAUCAAUUAGUUGCCUUUCCCUUCAGUUUACAAUAGUGAUUUCUUAAGAAUUUCAACACUUCAAGCUUGCCUGCAAGUGUUGGUGUAGACGCUGAGGUACAAUGAGCCUUCAUUCUUAAGAUAAUUUUUGUUGUGGAAAGGAGCUCAGAAGGCAGAGUCUGAGUGUAGAUUUUGUAUGGGAAGUGCAGAUAGAAGGUGGGACCAGUUUCUCCCAGGAUGGAAUCUCUAGCAAAGGAAAUUCUGGUUGGACACUUUGCCACUCACCUAUCUUUAUAAGGACUGCAAGCAUUUCUUUUUUUUCCACAUUUACUGUAACUUCUUGCCCUGAACUCUUUCCUAUUUUAGUCACCCAGCCUUUAAAUUUAGACAAAAGACACUGCAGAUCGUUUUCAAAACCUUCCUUACAUAUCAGGGAUGGUUUUGUUGAUCUGUCAAGCUGACAGCUUGAUUCUGAAAUGUUAGUGCAUUUUCAGAUGAACUCUUUCCUCUGAGUUUCAUACUUCUUAGCGAAAGGCCUUACAGAUGUUGAAAAUACUUAUAAGUGCAUUUAUAGAUUUUUGAAAAGGUGGUCAGAAGGAUCCUUUUAAUGGCGAGAAAAGAAUUAUGUGCCUAAAACUCGAUGUAAUACUAACAAUAUUUGUAAUCCUAAAGCACUGGGUCUUUUUUUAAAAGAAAAAUCCAAACCUGUGGUUAAUGUAUGACCUUAGUACUUAGUUACUGUUGACACUGGUGGUUUUGUUCUUAGAAAUGUAUAAGGUUGGUUGAAUGACCUUGGGGGAGGUCUUACAUCUGGCUAAUGUAUUCUGUUUCCGGGAAGUGUUUUGUCAAAUUUCCCAUGGAAGAUUCUUAGGAAUUUUCUUUGGCCUUUUUUUCUUUUUCCCUCUCAACAGUAAAUUGAUUUUUAUCAGCUUUCAAAAACAAAAGAUGUGUUCUCACUGCUGGCAGUCGCCAGUCCUGUUUCAGAGUGAUGUCCAUCUCCUCUGUCUGUGGGUCAGGGACACUUGGCAGUUCUGAAGUGUAAGGAGCUCCCCCGCCAUCCCUGCUCCUGCCCACACUAAGUGCGUCAUCUGUACACGCCUACUAUUCUCUAGAGGGCUUCAGAAUUUGUAUUUGGAUAACUCGGUCAGAAGAUAAGGGAUACUAAACUUGUUUUUUUUAAAGAACCUUCCAGUUUGUUUCUGAAGGCACAGAGAAUAGGAUCAGAGCCUCAGCUGUUGCUUCAAGAAGUCUUCAAGGACUGGCCCCUAGACACAAGCUGGCAAGGGGGUGUGACGUGACAUCUUCAGAGCCACCCUAGCAGUGCACCAAGGCAUCUGUCCCGUGUGGCGGACCAAGGACUGUUUUGUGUUUGUUAAAAUUGCCUGUGAAUAUAUUUUUGUUUUCCUUUUUUUUUCUUUUCUUUGCUUGCUCUUUCUGUCUUAUUUACAUGUCAUUAAAUGCUUUUGACAAAGAC
Messenger RNA from Erinaceus europaeus (western European hedgehog), 4429 nucleotides. RefSeq names its product atlastin GTPase 3 (gene ATL3). Bases 82 to 1740 code for a protein of 552 amino acids. Gene Ontology annotation, biological process: protein homooligomerization; endoplasmic reticulum organization. NCBI's taxonomy places the organism in Eukaryota, Metazoa, Chordata, Mammalia, Eulipotyphla, Erinaceidae. Gene Ontology annotation, molecular function: GTP binding; GTPase activity. The record is from RefSeq and is a predicted model, not a curated record. The transcript is spliced from 13 exons.